GGAAGCUCAAGCUCAAGCUCGGGGGUUCCUAGACUACAACACGUUAGACUGCAGCAUUGCGAUAUCUUUAUGUCUUCUACCAAGGCAAUUCUGCUUAUUAGAUCUCAUAUAAUAUACAUCUAGCUCUUACGAGAAGAUAUUCGUCUCUUCUAUCCCUCCCUCUCCGCGCCGGAGGUCACUGCCCAUCCAAUCAAUCAACCAACUACCUCAUCCCCAGAGAUUGAAACGCAACCAUGCUCUCCUCCGGCUUCACCAACGCGUCCGUAUCGAAAUCUCUCCUGAUCUACGUGGUGGUGUCGUCGAUCGCGCUCGCGCUCUUCGAUUCCAAACACCUCGCUCAUAUCCAGGUCGUGCCGCAUCUCUGGGGAUAUGGCCAGCUCUGGCGCGUGUUUGUCUGGCAGGUGGCUGGGUAUGCGAACUCGACGGAGACGCUGUUUGCGGCGAUGUUGGUUUAUCAUUUACGUGUGAUUGAGAGGGUUUGGGGGAGGAGGAAGGUUGCUACAUUUAUACUUACAACUCUUCCAUACACGACCAUCCUCACGCCGCUACUUCUGGCACUUGUCAUCCGACCCCUUUCGCUAGGAACGAUCAAUUACCUCCCCUCCGGCCUGACAGCGACCAUAUUCGCCCUCCUGGCCCAAUUCCACGCCAUCAUCCCGCAUACUUUCAAAUACCGCAUUUCCACAUCCACUACCUCUACUCAAUCCUCUUCUACCUCUUCCGCAUCAUCCUCCCCUGCAGCCCCAGCAACAGCAGCUACUCCAGCCAAAAAGUCCCUAACGAUCCUCUUCUCCGAUAAAUCAACCACCUACCUCCUCGCGGCGCAACUGGCCCUAUCGCAAUUCCCCUUCUCCAUCCUCCCCGCCCUAGUCGGGUGGUGCGUUGGGGUCGCGUGGCGCGUGGAGAUUCUGCCUUUCGGGAGCAAAGGAUGGAGAGUGCCCGCGUGGAUGGUUGGCGAGAAGGAGGUGCGUAGGACGCAGUCGUCAGGAAACAAUGGUAGUUCUGAUGCGGAGAGGUAUGAGGAUCUGAGAAGGAGGUUGGAGGACGAGAGUCGGGCUGCUGCGGCGGCGGCGGCGUCGACGAGUAGUGGUGUUGAUGCUGGGGAGAGGGGGAGGAAUAAUGGCGCUGGACCAGCGCAGGGGGGGUUGUUGGAGAGGUUCAGGAGGGCGUUUUAACUAGUUUUUUGUUUGUAUUUCGUUUUGGAUUGGAUUGGGCUUGUGGUGUUGGAUUGCCAAUUGGUGGAUAUGGUAUUGGUAUUGUUUGGAUAAAAAGGAAUAUAUCACUUAUUUACCAUCUCUCCGGUUCUACUCAUAUCAAGCACAGGUAAAUACCAUGCAUAUUCUGAAUAGAAGAUGUGGAAUAUGGAAUAUUGUCUAUUGCAGGUAAAUAUUCAAUCAACAGUAUGGCUGGAGAUCGCAU
Molecule: messenger RNA, 1419 nt
Organism: Paecilomyces variotii
Lineage: Eukaryota; Fungi; Ascomycota; Eurotiomycetes; Eurotiales; Thermoascaceae
Exons: 2
Coding region: 234-1175 (313 amino acids)
Molecular function (GO): serine-type endopeptidase activity
Source: RefSeq, a predicted model, not a curated record